This is a messenger RNA of Loa loa (African eye worm), 348 nucleotides long. RefSeq lists its product as hypothetical. Lineage: Eukaryota; Metazoa; Nematoda; Chromadorea; Rhabditida; Onchocercidae. The transcript has 3 exons. The record is from RefSeq and is a predicted model, not a curated record. Bases 1 to 348 code for a protein of 115 amino acids.
AUGGAUGAAGCACGCUUAUUCCUUGAUCUAAGUCAAUUAAUUUAUCAUCGUCUCCGAUCAGAAAAGCAUGCUGUAAUUUACUCGUUCAAUGAUUCUUUUGUAUUUAUGAAGGAAGUGGGUCAAAAAAACUUCUAUCUCCAGUUUAGGAAAGCUCUUUAUAAAACUGCGACAACUCUAUUAAGACCACCAAGACAGAUUCUCAUCACCAAUCCAAAGCUUUUGUCGAAAAAUUAUUUCCAUUCAACUCAAAACAAUCAGAAUGAUGUACAAAAGCAGCCUAAAAUUUUAAUUUCAAAAACUUCAAGUAUUAACAACUUAAAAUGUGAAUUGAAAGCUAUCGAUAAAUGA